AGUCGGCCUCCGGCUGAGGCAACGGGGGAGGCCCGAGGGCGGGCGGUGGAGCGCGGCGCGAGGCGGCGGUGCCCCAAGUGGGUGCCUCCUCCCGGCCUCGCACGGCCCCCCUCCCGGCGCGGGGGCAGGCCGGGGCGGGGGGCCCGGGGGCCGGCGCGGCUCCGGCACCGUCGGGGCGGCUGGGGGGCGGCCGGGGCGGGGCGAUGCCGGGCGGUGGCAGUGGCGGCGGCCCCGGCCGGGGCCCGUGACCAUGGGCAUCGCCGAGUCCACGCCGGAUGAGCUGCCGUCGGACGCAGAGGAGCAGCUGCGCAGCGGCGACCAGCAGCUGGAGCUGAGCGGGCGGCGGUUGCGGCGGCUGCCCAGCGCAGUGUGCGCCCUGAGCCGCCUGCAGAAGCUGUAUGUGAGCGGCACGGGGCUGCGCGAGCUGCCGGAGGAGAUCGAGGAGCUGCGCGAGCUGCGCAUCCUGGCGCUGGACUUCAACAAGCUCGAGCGCCUGCCUGACGGCCUGUGCCGCCUGCCGCGCCUCACGCGCCUCUACCUGGGCGGCAACCGGCUGCUGGCGCUGCCCGCCGACUUCGCGCAGUUGCAGAGCCUGCGCUGCCUCUGGAUCGAGGGAAACUUCUUGCGGCGCUUCCCGCGGCCGCUGCUGCGCCUGGUGGCGCUGCAGUCGCUCCAGAUGGGCGACAACCGGCUGCGCGCGCUGCCGGCCGAGCUGCCGCGCAUGACGGGCUUGCGCGGCCUCUGGCUCUACGGCAACCGCUUCGAGGAGUUCCCGCCCGCGCUGCUGCGCAUGGGCCGCCUGCACAUCCUCGACCUCGACCGCAACCGCCUGGGCGGCUUCCCCGACCUGCACCCGCUGCGCGCGCUACGCGUCUUCUCCUAUGACCACAACCCCGUCACCGGGCCCCCGCGCGUCGCGGACACCGUGUUCCUCGUGGGCGAGGGCGCCGUCGAGCGCAUGGCGGAGCGCGACGAGCCCACGCCCCGGCCUCCGCCCCGGCGCCCAGCGCGGGCCUUUGAGGAUGAGGAGGAGGAAGACCUGCUUAUAGGUGGCGCUGGUUCCCGGGCUCUGGGCGCCCCCGGGGGCAGCCUCCGCGCCCUGGAAGCCACUCCAGGACUGGGCACCUGAGCCUAUGUUCUGGCUGAUGGGCUUCAGCCACUCUGAGAGGAGGGGCUCUAGGAAGCUUUGGCUGGUUGGACCUGCGGGACCGGUGGGCCCCUGCUUAGGUCAAUGGAGCGGCCACUUUUGGCGAGUUGCCGGGCACAGGCAGGGCUGGGGCUCAUCUUCAGACACUCCUAGGUAGUGAGAGGACUGACUAUACCCUGGCUGAUCUGUGGGCAAUUGUCAGACCAAGAAGUCUGGGCUGGGUCCAGUCCCCGAUGGAGCCACUGAUAACAGAGGCACCAGCUUCCUCCUGGAACUAGGGUCACUGGGGACCACAGAAUUGUCACGUCUCCCUGAGUCUGGAUGCAGGGCGCCCAACACCCUCCCUCUUUCUGGGGUUUGGGUCUCCUAGGCCCACCCUUUCUAGGACAGGAGUCGCUACCUCUGGGGUGGACUGCGUGCCUGUGUGGGGCCGGACUGCCCUUGCGAGGAGGGCCUGGCCCAGGAGCAGGGGCUUGGAGUGGGGCUGGUGCCAGGGACGGAAGUGGGAAACAGAUGGGGGCCCCAACACCGAAGCUGCCCUCACCACUCCACCAGGGCUGAUCGUACAUACCUCCCUCCUCGGCCCCCUGAGAUUGGUAUGGGGCACAGAAGGCAGGGGGUCACCCCCACCCUAUUCUGUUCUCUUCUCCCAGCCUCCCAGCAUGUGCCUGGAAUCUUGCUGGGAAGAGAGACUCCCCCUCCACUCCCCACCCCAUAGCCUGAGCCUUCCAGCUGUCAAGUUUGAAAAGAAGCCACCGUGCCUCCAGGGCCUCCUGCACCGCAGAGAGGGGCUCUCUGCUCUGGGAGGCUGCUCAGCGCCUCUCCCACGGCCUGCACUCUCCUUUCCCUUAAAUGGGCACAGCCAGGGUGGCUGGCACGGGACUGGCACUCUGUACCUCCACUCCGUCACCAGGGACAGCCCCGAGGGGGUGAGGAGAGGGGCCUUGCUCUGCGAUUCCCAGAGCCAGAUCUUCCUCAUCCAAGCAAUAACGGGACGAGGGAGCCAGGGCCAAGGACACUCAGGGACACUGUUGGGGCAGGGGCCCCACAUGGUAACGUUUUCUUUAGGGAGAAGAAAAAACAACUGGCUGUAAACGUAAAUUAUAUUUCUUGGAGAAAGAAUGUGCAUUUCCCAUGUGCCUGUUUAUUUAUAAUCCCUGGGAGCACCGGAACCCACUGCUGUGGGGACCCUGGGCUCCCUCUGGCACUGCCCCCGCCCAACGUGCCCCCCCACCCCCCGCUCCAUAUCAGACCGACCCUGCCAACUGUUGUGUGCUGUCUGUCUGGGGAACAAGUGCUGUCGUCAGGGGUGGCUUUUGCCCUUCGAAGCUGCUCUCCUGUCUUGCGGAAUCCCACAGCUUAAUUCUGCAGAAGAUUUUGUAUGUUUUUGAGUCACCCUCAAGCUGGGCUGAUCGUUCCCUACUCUUUGACUGGCACUGCCCCUCCACCCCUCCAUGACUCUAGACUUGCCUCCCUCCAUCUCUCUCGCUCUAUUUUCCUCUUUCUGUCUCUCCUUAGUCUCUUUUUGCUCAGUUUUGGCAUUUCUUUCUCCUCUUGUUGUUCAGGAAAA
Molecule: messenger RNA, 2717 nt
Organism: Pongo pygmaeus (Bornean orangutan)
Lineage: Eukaryota; Metazoa; Chordata; Mammalia; Primates; Hominidae
Gene: LRRC10B
Product: leucine rich repeat containing 10B
Exons: 1
Coding region: 251-1129 (292 amino acids)
Cellular component (GO): cytoplasm
Molecular function (GO): protein binding
Source: RefSeq, a predicted model, not a curated record